Messenger RNA from Trichophyton benhamiae CBS 112371, 684 nucleotides. RefSeq lists its product as uncharacterized. The record is from RefSeq and is a predicted model, not a curated record. Gene Ontology annotation, biological process: nucleosome assembly. Gene Ontology annotation, molecular function: DNA binding; structural constituent of chromatin; protein heterodimerization activity. NCBI's taxonomy places the organism in Eukaryota, Fungi, Ascomycota, Eurotiomycetes, Onygenales, Arthrodermataceae. Bases 1 to 684 code for a protein of 227 amino acids. The transcript is spliced from 4 exons. Gene Ontology annotation, cellular component: nucleosome.
AUGAAGAAGAGAAGACGAAGAAGAGACGAAGGAGAAAGAGAAGGAGAAUCGCUUUAUAAGAACAAAAACAGCGCGCGAGAUCAACUUUUUUCGCCCCUCCAGAUCAAUAAUACCGGUACCCUCGCCUUCGCUCUCUUUCUCUCUCCAACUGCAACAACCAGCAACACAGCCAACUUCUGCACUCGACUUCAACUUCAACUCACGACUCUCGUCUUCUCUUCUUACUCUUCUACUCUUACUCUACUUCUCUUCUACUUCAUAAUGGCACCAAAAGCUGCUGAGAAGAAGCCCUCGACCGGCGGCAAGGCCCCGGCUGGCAAAGCUCCCGCUGAGAAGAAGGAGGCCGGCAAGAAGACUGCUGCCUCUGGCUCCGGCGACAAGAAGAAGCGCACCAAGGCCAGAAAGGAGACCUACUCCUCUUACAUCUUCAAGGUGCUCAAGCAAGUCCACCCUGACACUGGUAUCUCCAAGCGCGCCAUGUCCACCCUCAACUCCUUCGUCAAUGACAUCUUCGAGCGCGUUGCUACCGAGGCCUCCAAGCUCGCUGCCUACAACAAGAAAUCCACCAUCUCCACCAGAGAGAUUCAGACCUCCGUCCGUCUCAUCCUGCCCGGUGAACUGGCCAAGCACGCUGUCUCUGAGGGCACCAAGGCCGUCACCAAGUACUCUUCCUCUGCCCGAUAA